AUGGAGACUGGUCUGACAGGGCGCCGUGUGCUGGAGGACGAGCUUCAACUCCUCAACGAGUGCCUCAGGGAUGCACUAGCUGUGCACCUGUUCGUCACACGCUCGCUAGUGGAAUGUGACGGAGGUUGUGGGACCGUCCCAACAGUGCGCACCCUGCUGUUGGAGGAGGAGGUACAGCUGUAUCUGAGGCAGCUGCUGCAGAAGUACACAUCCAGUCUCGCAAUGCGAAAGAAGCUGAGGUCAGCAAAGAGUUUACACUAUUUACAGUGUCUCACUGAUGUGAACACACAAAAGGAGUUUAUCCACGUGGCGGCGCAUCCAUCCUUUGCCGAUAGUGUGUGA
This is a messenger RNA of Trypanosoma grayi, 342 nucleotides long. RefSeq lists its product as hypothetical. The record is from RefSeq and is a predicted model, not a curated record. The transcript has a single exon. The coding region runs from base 1 to 342 and encodes 113 amino acids. NCBI's taxonomy places the organism in Eukaryota, Euglenozoa, Kinetoplastea, Trypanosomatida, Trypanosomatidae.